This is a messenger RNA of Oncorhynchus keta (chum salmon), 6111 nucleotides long. Its product is annotated as zinc finger and BTB domain-containing protein 18.2-like. The record is from RefSeq and is a predicted model, not a curated record. The transcript is spliced from 2 exons. Gene Ontology annotation, biological process: regulation of transcription by RNA polymerase II. The coding region runs from base 559 to 2208 and encodes 549 amino acids. NCBI's taxonomy places the organism in Eukaryota, Metazoa, Chordata, Actinopteri, Salmoniformes, Salmonidae. Gene Ontology annotation, molecular function: DNA-binding transcription factor activity, RNA polymerase II-specific; protein binding; RNA polymerase II cis-regulatory region sequence-specific DNA binding. Gene Ontology annotation, cellular component: nucleus.
GCUAUUUUAUUUACUUUAAAUGUUGUUACACCAAUAUAAAGUUUUUUUUGUAUAUAAAGUAUGGUUGACCAGUGCGUAAAUUGAACAACGGCUGUUAUAAAGUUAACCACAUUGACUGUUGUCAAGUGUUUUUUUUUGUUACUUGAAUAAUAGGCGAAUUGUCGGAAAAAGUUUUAUAUUUUAGUGCUGGGACUGAUGCAACCUCUGAAACAAGUUUCUCUUUUGUACGUAGCUCGAUUCGGAGUAGGCUAACAUAUGGUAAGGGGAGCACAGCUGGAGGUAGCGUUUCCAUUGCGGUGAUGUCAGAGUAGCUGACUCCACAGCUUGCAGUGUAUUUAGCGAACAGAGCACCAGUUUACUCACUCCCCCGAGCUUUUUUCUUAACCUUGCCCGAUGGGCGAGUGCUGGUAUUCACAAGCCUGAGUGUUUGUUCGUCUAUUUUGCGUUCUAGGUCAAUUGAACGGUUCCUCAUGAUUGUGCAGUGAUUACGAACAGCCGAAUAGACAGAGUUUAGGUCUGUGUGUGCGACUGUGCCCGGUCCGUCCUGUCCGCAUUUUCAUGGGAAGCGCAAAAACUAAUGAUCAACUAAUCGGACUGCUGUUGGUCACUGGAGAGAAAGGUUAUGAAGGAAGAAUGGAGUUCCCAGACCAUAGCCGUCAGUUGCUGCAGUGCCUGAGUCAGCAGCGUCACCAAGGUUUCCUCUGUGACUGCACUGUUCUCGUUGGGGAGGCGCGAUUCAAAGCACACAGAGCUGUGCUGGCCUCAUGCAGCAUGUACUUCCAUCUCUUCUACAGGGACCAGCCAGACAAAAGGGACGUUGUGCAUCUGAACAGUGACAUUGUGACAGCCCCGGCUUUCAGUCUGCUCCUUGAAUUUAUGUAUGAGGGGAAGCUGGAAUUCAACACUCUGCCAGUGGAGGAUGUCCUGGCUGCGGCCAGUUACCUUCACAUGUAUGAUAUAGUGAAAGUGUGCAAAGGUAAGCUGAAAGAUAAGGAACUAUCCACCCUGGAUGAGAAGGUUAGCGAGGGGAUAACACUGGAGAACUCCUCAGACAGCGAGCUGCACAGCAAGCAGCCAGGGCCAGGCCGGCGAGAGACACAGACACAGCAGCAGCACCAGAGAGCCCCCCCGGGAGAGGAGUUUCACAUGGACAACAGCAAAGUCAGGCUGGCUGUCACAGAUUGUGAUAGGUCUGCACAGAGCAGGCAGAAGGCAAAUGGUCACCCUGGCAGGUCCCCGGACCUUGUAGGUGUCAAUUAUGUGUCAGCAGAGGCCGAGCCCUGCGUCCAAACAGCUGGAAAAACAAAAGCUGAUGUCAGUAGUUCCACAAUAUUGUUGUCCCAGAGGUCCCGGGCUUCAGAUGACAUGGACUGCGCUCUGGAUUUGUCUUUCAAGCCACUGUCUAGCAGAGAUCCCUUACACCCCUCCUACGUCUCAGGACAGCUGGCCCUCGACAGCCAGCAGCAGGGCACUGAGCCACUUGUUAAAGACGAACACGACUUGCUGUCAGAGCAGGAGGACAGUGAGCCGAUGAGCCCGGAGAGCCAGCGCUUUGGGAAUAGCGCCAGGAGCUCAGUGGUGACAGGGUUCACUGCCCUCUUCCCAGGCAACAACGGCUCCACGGCGGCCCUACUCUCCCAGGAGGAAGACCUGAUGGAGGAGGGGGAGAGCUGUGGGGGAAGGGAGGGCACGAGAGGCAGAGAGGGCGAGGAGAGGAGGGGGAGGCUGCUGGGGGACAGUGAAGAGGAGGAUGACCUGGCUUCCUCGGACAUCUCCACUUCCAGUGGGAUGCUCCUGCCCCCGGGGCAACAGGUGUGUGUGUGCCCACUCUGCAGCAAAGUGUUCCCCAGUUCCCAUGUGCUCCAACUGCACCUCAGCUCGCACUUCCGCGAGAAGGACGGGGCACGCUCCAAGCUCUCCCCUGACGGCUCUGUUCCCACCUGCUCACAGUGUGGCAAGACCUUCUCCUGCAUGUACACCCUGAAGCGGCAUGAGCGCACACACUCUGGCGAGAAGCCGUACACCUGUGGCCAGUGCGGCAAGAGCUUCCAGUACUCUCAUAACUUGAGCCGGCAUGCCGUGGUUCACACACGUGAGAAGCCUCAUGCCUGCAAGUGGUGUGAGCGGCGCUUCACCCAAUCUGGGGACCUGUACCGCCACAUCCGGAAGUUCCACUGUGGCCUUGUCAAGACCCUCGCCAUUGGAUAAACCCCUCUCACCAGUGCCAUGAAAUAAGACAAACGUUUUAUCACUCCCUGAGUACUACUGCGUAUACUUUUCUAGUUAUACAUAUUUACAAAUGAAUAACGACAUAACCUUUUGGAAUUCUACUCUGUGGCAUUUCUUAAGUUAAAUUGUAGCAACUUUAGAAUGCACAAAACUGGAUUUCACUGGAAAGAUGUUGGGCUUUGUCAUUGGACUAUAUGAUUUAGUUGCACAAAACUAACAUGCUUUUCAACUCAAGCUGGAUAUACUGUAUGUUAAAGGUGGACAAAUCAGUUGCACUUGUCUAUUUCUGUAUUGGUACUGCAAAACUGCUGAGCUGGAUGAAGAGUAUUCUGCUAAAAGAAACAUUUCUAUGUACAUACCUUAUGUGCAAGGAAAUUAUAGCACAAUAUCCUGAAUGGAUGAACAACGUCUGAGUAGUGCACAUGGGGAAGGAGAAACAAAAACCGUCCAAGAGUAGCAGUAUAUUUUCUUUUUUAAAUCCAACCUUAUUUAUUAGUCUACCUGCUUAACAGGAACAAAUAUCGAAAGGCACUGAAAAAAAUAUUUGAAGUUGGAAUACUGGAUUUUUUUGGGGGGGGAUAGCUAGUAUUUACAUUUUCUUUAUGGUAGGAAUGAAGCAGACCACAUAAAAAAUGUUACCUAGAAUAGAGGACUAAAGGAAAGAUGAGUGGCAAGGGUUUUUAAUAUCAUAGUGAAAUGGAGCUUGUCCUGAAGGAAUUAAUUUUGCUGCACUGGCCUUUCAAUGUUCAUCACAGCUUGCUUAGAAUCAGGCUGCUGAAUGAACAUUAGAAGUGAAUUGUAUUAUCACCUUUACACUCUAGCAUGAUGCAUACAGUUUCACUAUGAAGUGAAAGAAUGCCUGUAUCACUGGUGCCUACUGAAAUUCUUGACACUCCUGUUCUCAGGCAAGCAUGGGACCUCUUGCCAUCAAUACAACUAAUCUGUUGGCCUUCAAAAACGUGGUUAGCACUUUCCGUUUACAGUGCAUUAAUACCAGGAAAUAACUCGGUCACUCUGUGAUAGUAUGCCAGUUGACUAACCAGUGUACUUAGAAAAAUGUAAUAAAUGUGCCAUAAAUCAAGCUUUUAUUGAUUAACAUUUGACUUCUAUUUAGUAAGUUCAAUUUCUGGGUUAAUUUUCUGUAUUUCAGCACUGUAAAAGAAAGGGUAACCACAUGUGAAUAUUCUAUUGCUGUCCAUGUAAUAAUGCUGGAGACAUGCCCCGAUAGACAGGGCAGAGAGUGGGUGAGGUGGUAAAUAUAUACUCUGUGUGCCUCCGUGCUUCUCUGAGGAGAUGGUGUACUGUGGAAAUCUUGUCGCAACGCUGUUCGUUCAUCAGAACUUCAUCAGUUUAUUUUGCCCCUUGCAUUUACUCUUAUACUGUCAUGUCUAUUUUUCUUUUAAUGUUGAAGUACUACUGAUAAUGUUUGAGUGAAACCUUUGGUGAAACUUAGCUUGACAGAGUCCUUGGACAGAAUAUGUACUUUAUGAGCCUGUUAUGUGUUGGAAGGAUUUCAUUAUAGUUGGGUUCAUUUUGAUGAUAUACAUAUGGAUUCCUACAAGGUGAGUAGCACUAAAAGUCCAAGAAAUUUGUUUAAUCUGUCCUGAGAAGACUUGAUCAGAAUUAUUUAUUAGUUUAACUUGGUUCAGGGUUUACUUUAGGUGUGAUCUGUUAAGAUGAGCUCAUUUCUCUAAGCUUGAAAGACUUUUGAUGUCUUUCCUUGGUAUUGGGGCUGUUUUUAUUACUUUCUGCAAAUCCUGUUACUGUAAUGAAUUGGUCUGUUAAUGUAUCUUACACAGAAUUCUUUAAGUAUUCAAGAUUUGUCUCACCAACCGUAGCGAAGCACUUGUUUUGAGCAUGCAUAUAGUUUCAACACUGAUAUUGUCUAGGCUGCUAUUUCUUACUAUUUGUAUAUUUAAUGUAAAUAUAUAUUCUAUUUAUCAGUGUCGUUUCUCUUUAUUACAAGAACACAUGUAGAGUUGAGAAAGCAAGGUGUCUUACGAAGGCUUCAAUCUCUUAGGGAAGAGUUCAUGUCUUCCCUCCCCCCAUUGAUUUGGGCUUCCUUUUUCCUGUCUCACUCCAGUGAAUUUGGUUUCCUUUUCAUAUUUAAGGUCUCAUAGGCCAUCUCUUCACUACAUAUCAGAAAAGGGAAUAAUAUUGCUAUGACUGCUGUUCCAGCAGAGGAAGCAGUUAUUCACAAGCCCAAACACACUGAUUAUGGUAUAGAAUAUCUAUAGAAUUCCUACAAUACGAGCAUUGUUCUCCUGUCCCAGGUAGUUCUCAAGGGAUAAUUUUUCAUCUCUGCUUUCGCUGUGGGGAAAAAGGCUGCAUGAGUCUCUCUUUGCACUUUUCGUAUUGAAUGGAGCCAUUGGAAUGUGAGAAAUGCAUUUAGCAAUGGGAGAUCUGGGAGACAGUAAACAGGUGCAUUGUCUGGGGGCAUCAAAGAACAGCCCUCAAUUCCCAGCAUGCAUUAGAUAAGUGCUUAAUUGUUCUUUUAUGUGGAGAGGAUACCACAGCGACUCCAUAGCAUCUUUAUCAACACAAUCUCUCUUUAAUUGUUGGUGUUUCAAGAACCUGUUUGAUUUGAGGUAUUGCAACACUGAUUAAUCUGAUGUUUAUAAUAGGAAAAGUAGGUAGGUAGUAUUUAUUAACAUCCAGUUAUACCUAUUUCAUCAUCCACCCACUGGAAUGAGUUUCCCAAUAUUUCGUGAAGCUGUGUGUUUUCAGAAAUGUCAUGUAGUGUUAACAAUGAGUGGUAUUUCAAUCAAAACACAGGAAUGUAGAUUCAUUCGUGUAUUUUUUUCUCACUCUUUUGAAAGGAUUUUUUUUAACGUGAUGCCGUUGAAACAAUGAUUUAUUGUUUUUCUCAUGUACACAUGCAGCUGUGCAGGGUUAGAAAACUAUGUAAAAUCAUCUUGCUGGUUUCUCAGUCAUUAUUUAUAUCUCCAGGAUCAUCACAGAAUGUGCCUUGCAGACACAAGUGUUGCACCUGGAGUUGCCCUUUUUUGUACACUAAGUUUGCCACAGACUGCUGUGAUGACCAUACAAACUUCUGUUAAUUAUUAUUUAAAAAUAAUUCAUGGUAUCAAAAUGUGAACAAAGCCCGUUGUUUCUUCCUCCUUUUAGAGAUGAGUUUCAGAAUUGGAGUUCACUACUGUUAAAUUCAUUGAAAUCUUUGUAAAAGUUUUUAAUCUGGAAUUCAAUGUAAUGUUACGCAAACUGAACGCAGUUAUUUGUUUUGUUUGGCUCUAAGCCAAGUCCAUGUUUAGGAAUGAACCUAAUUGUGUUCCAUAUGAUGUCAUGUUUAAUGUGAAACACUGAGAUAUAGAUUUAAUUUAUGUUUGAAAACUCAUGCCGGUGCUCCUGAUCGUGGGGUUACAUUUUCCUAAUUCAUGCUAUAGGAUUUUACGGUCUAAAACUGAGUAUUAGGGUACAUUUAAUACUGCAAUUUUGUCUUUGGCAGGUUAAGACUGUGAAAUUGUGUAUAUUCAUGAGAAAUAUUUAUUGAAAUUGUUUCUUGUGCAACAUUUGACUGUCUCAAUUUUGAUUUGUAAAAUGAACGAUGCUACUAAAUGUCAAUGGAAAUCUUUUUAAUAGAAUUUUUAGAAGUGCCAUUAGAAUGUAAUAUAAUUUUUUAAUAAGAAAGGUAUAUUUUAUAGUAAUAAAUUGCUUCUGUGUUAGUGGUUUAUAGAUUAGGGGACAAUCUUAUGCAGAAUUGACAUUGUAGAACUCGAGGCAAUUUAUUUGUAUGUUUUUGUUUUUGUGUGCGUUUUGUUUGCGCUUUCCGAGUGUUCUUGUGUGUGCGUGCUGUGGAGAUGUGACAAUCUUGAGUUAGGUCUUUUAUUAAAAUUAUGCAUAGAUUAAACAGAACCCUUUUCUGUG